Hipposideros armiger (great roundleaf bat) is the source of this 2422-nucleotide messenger RNA. It is a transcript of the gene DCPH1, whose product is annotated as damage control phosphatase 1. Gene Ontology annotation, molecular function: phosphatase activity. Lineage: Eukaryota; Metazoa; Chordata; Mammalia; Chiroptera; Hipposideridae. The transcript is spliced from 6 exons. Gene Ontology annotation, biological process: DNA damage response. The record is from RefSeq and is a predicted model, not a curated record. The coding region runs from base 268 to 1440 and encodes 390 amino acids. Gene Ontology annotation, cellular component: nucleus.
GCGGCGAGUGCGAGCCAAGCGUUGGCGCGGGGAACGCGGAAAGUGAUGGCGCGGCCUCCGGCGUCUCUCUCGGGCCGGGACGUAGGACUUCCUUGAGAGUUUGCACCGCUUCUGCUGCCUAUCAGGGUGUUGCAGAGCACGACUUUAAUGUUUUGAUCGUUUGCAUAUCUUACAAUUAAAGACAGAAUACCACAGAUCUUAACCAAGGCUAUUGAUACAUUGCAUCGACAUAAAAGUGAAUUUUUUGAGAAACAUGGAGAGAAAGGCAUGGAAGCUGAAAAGAAAGCUAUUUCUCUUCUUUCUAAAUUACGGAAUGAAAUGCAAACAGAUAAGCCAAUUAUUCCCUUGGUUGAGAAGUUUGCUGAUACUGACAUAUGGAAUCAGUACCUAGAAUAUCAACAGAGUCUUUUAAAUGAAAGUGAUGGAAAACCAAGGUGGUUCUACUCACCAUGGUUGUUUGUAGAAUGCUACAUGUAUCGUAGAAUUCAUGAAGCAGUUAUCCAGAGUCCACCAAUCGAUGACUUUGAUGUAUUUAGAGAAUCAAAAGAACAAAACUUCUUUGAGUCACAGGAAUCUAUCAUUGCUUUAUGUACUCACCUGCAAGAGUUGAUGAAAACUAUUGAAGACCUAGAUGAAAAUCAGCUGAAACAUGAGUUUUUUAAACUUCUUCAGAUUUCACUGUGGGGAAAUAAGUGUGACCUGUCUCUAACAGGUGGGGAAAACAGUUCUCAGAAGACCAAUAUCAUGAAUUAUUUGGAAGACCUAAAACCUUUCAUUUUAGUGAACGACAUGGAACAUCUUUGGUCAUUGCUUAGCAAUUGCAAGAAAACAAGAGAAAAAGAAUCUAUAACUAGAGUGGAUAUUGUUCUGGAUAAUUCUGGAUUUGAGCUUAUUACAGAUUUAAUACUAGCUGACUUCUUAUUGUUUUCUAAUCUGGCUACCGAGAUUCAUUUCUAUGGGAAAACUAUUCCAUGGUUUGUUUCUGAUACUACUAUUCAUGAUUUUAACUGGUUAAUUGAUGAAGUGAAACAUUCUAAUCAUAAGUGGGUGUCCAAGUGUGGGGCUGACUGGGAAAACUACGUUAAAACGGGCCGAUGGGUUUACCAUGAUCACAUAUUUUGGACGCUCCCUCAUGAAUUCUGUGCCAUGUCUCAGGUUGCCCCUGACUUAUAUGCUGAACUACAGAAGGCACAUUUAAUUCUAUUCAAGGGCGAUUUGAAUUACAGGAAGUUGACAGGUGACAGAAAAUGGGAGUUUACUGUUCCAUUUCAUCAGGCCUUGACGGGCUUUCAUCCUGCCCCUCUCUGCAGUAUCCGAACACUAAAAGCUGAGAUUCAGGUGGGUCUGCAGCCCGGGCAGGGUGAACAGCUCGCAGCUUCUGAGCCCAACUGGCUGACCACUGGGAAAUACGGAAUAUUUCAGUUUGAUGGGCCGCUUUAACUUGCUUUAAGAACGCUAAGUUGUGUAGAAAGAUCUGAGAGUUUUCUUAUGCAGAAAAGAAGGUGUGUGAAUUUAGCCACUUCACUGUCUGCGUUAGGUCUGGGAAGCUUGGCUUCUCAGUGUCCAGUCACAUACACUCUGGAUGCCUUUUCCUUUGAACAUUUUGCCCACUACUUUGGGGGUGGAUGGAUUCAGCUAGUUACAGAUAUUUACGUUUAUGUUGGAAUCUUGUUAGUUUAUUUCAAGUUAAGUGCAUAAUAUCAAGUGGUUUUCAUGAACUUUAAUAGGGCAGAAAAGCAAAAUAUAAGUGAAUUCUGCUUUCAAAGUUAACAUUUUUAAAUCCUAUGCUGCAUGGUAUUUAAUCUAGGAAGCAUGGAAUUUUAUUGAACUUGAUUUUGGGCUUAUUAGAAAUAAGAGCUCUGUGAAAAUAUGCAUCUUAAAUACGCUUUACAAAGAGAGGCAUUCUUACAACUGUAUUUUAUCAUGUGUUCAAAGAUAUUUGAACACAUGAAAGUAAAACUUACCUCAUAAGUUAAUUCCAAAUUUUGUUCUUAAAUUUUAUUUCAUUUCAAUAGCCUGUUUUAUUUGCAUGCGUUUGUAUUUUGAUUGACUUGUGGAAUAAAUGGUUGGAAACACCAAACUGAACAGAACGAAAGAAAUGGUACUUGAAGAAAAAUGUAAUAUCUUUUACGUGCUAUGUAUGAUAUCUGUAAUCAACUGAAAUACAUUAUUUUAACACAAGUGUUACAAAUGAACAUAUUUUUAGAUUGUUCUUCAGUUUAAAAAAGUACUUUAGAAAAGGUUCUCAUGCAUUGAAUUUGGAGUACUACCAAUGAGUUGAUUCACUUUUUAAAAAAUUCUUACACAUUUACCAGAUAGUAAAAACAGUAAGUUACCGGUCAAUUUGUUUUGAAACUAAAAUUGGAAAUAAACCUGGAAAUGUUUUUCUUGCACUAAAAUAAUAAAAUGAAUUGUACUGAAA